Asterias rubens (European starfish) is the source of this 774-nucleotide messenger RNA. Its product is annotated as protein Hikeshi-like. NCBI's taxonomy places the organism in Eukaryota, Metazoa, Echinodermata, Asteroidea, Forcipulatida, Asteriidae. Gene Ontology annotation, molecular function: Hsp70 protein binding; nuclear import signal receptor activity. Gene Ontology annotation, cellular component: nucleus; cytosol. The record is from RefSeq and is a predicted model, not a curated record. Gene Ontology annotation, biological process: protein import into nucleus. The coding region runs from base 1 to 696 and encodes 231 amino acids. The transcript has 5 exons.
AUGUCGAAGUUCUGCACUGGCGAUGUUGAUCAUCGUAUACCACUUGAUAGUGUGAGCUCAAGUGCGCAUGGCUUUAGAGUGCAGCACGUUGUCUUGCCCCUAUUCGCCGUCAACUGGGUCAAGACGGACAUUCAAAGGUUUACGACUCGCACGUCAUCCUCUAACAAUGACAGUAAGGCUAGCAUCAACCACAUCGUUGUCUUUCUACAGAGACCUCGGAGACCGGGACCGGAGCGUUUCCAGAGGGAAUGGGCGGGGCCAUCUACUUCAGUUGGCCGUCACCGGAGGGCGAAAUGGUCUGGAUGUUUCUCGGUUUCAUCACCAACGAAAAGCCAAGUGCCAUUUUUAGUCGGCUUGAAGAAAGGAAGUUCUACAAACAACUCAUUCAUGCAGUCUAUGCCUGUACAGCAGCCGAUGAAGACGAUGUCACAGAUUGGAAUCUCUGUGGAACCCCUUCACGUUAUCCAGCAUCAGAUACCAGCAGAAACUACCCAGACGUUGACUUUGACCAGCUUCUCAGAGUUCUCCAUGAAGAUGUUGGAGAACUUCUACAACUUUGCCUCGUCGUUCGGAAUAAACCAGUCGCAGAUGACACCCCAGCCAAACAUCAGUUGGAUCCCCAUGACGGUCCUAGAUAAAUGGUUUCAGAACUUCAAGAAAAAAAUGGCGCAGGAUCAGAACUUUUGGAGGAAGUAACUGUACUUGUGUAAUUUUUGUAUUUUAACAGUUUUAAGAUUUGGGUACUUUUUGUAACACAAAACAUAAUGUCCACAG